This is a messenger RNA of Fraxinus pennsylvanica, 2229 nucleotides long. NCBI's taxonomy places the organism in Eukaryota, Viridiplantae, Streptophyta, Magnoliopsida, Lamiales, Oleaceae. The record is from the annotation of a GenBank genome assembly.
AUGAACCAGCGGAACACUAUUGAUCUAGACCAGGGAUGGGACUUUAUGCAGCAAGGGAUCACAAAGCUGAAGAACAUUUUAGAAGGGCUUCCGGAGCCUCAAUUCAGCUCAGAGGACUAUAUGAUGCUCUAUACGACAAUUUAUAAUAUGUGCACUCAAAAGCCACCACAUGACUAUUCACAACAGUUGUAUGACAAAUACCGCGAGUCUUUUGAAGAAUACAUUACAUCAACGGUACUGCCUUCAUUGAGAGAAAAACAUGAUGAAUUCAUGUUAAGGGAGCUUGUGAAGCGGUGGUCUAACCAUAAAAUUAUGGUCAGAUGGCUUUCACGAUUCUUCCAUUAUCUUGAUCGGUACUUCAUUUCUAGGAGGUCGCUUCCACCACUCAAAGAAGUUGGUCUUACUUGCUUCAGAGACCUGGUAUACCAAGAGUUAAAUGCAAAAGUAAGGGAUGCUGUUAUAUCUCUGAUUGACCAAGAGCGAGAAGGAGAGCAAAUUGAUCGCGCUUUAUUGAAGAAUGUGUUAGAUAUAUUUGUUGAAAUUGGAAUGGGGCAGAUGGAGCAUUAUGAGAACGAUUUCGAAGCAGCACUGCUCAAUGACACUGCAGCUUAUUAUUCACGGAAGGCUUCAAACUGGAUCUUAGAGGAUUCAUGUCCGGAUUAUAUGUUGAAAGCUGAGGAAUGUUUAAAGCGGGAAAAGGACAGGGUUUCUCAUUAUCUCCAUUCAAGUAGUGAAACCAAGUUGCUUGAGAAAGUACAGCAUGAGUUGUUAUCUGUUUAUGCCACCCAACUGCUGGAGAAGGAGCACUCUGGUUGUCAUGCAUUGCUUAGAGACGAUAAGAUAGAAGAUUUGUCAAGAAUGUAUAGGCUCUUCUCCAAAAUACCUCGAGGCUUAGAGCCUGUUGCUAAUAUAUUUAAGCAGCAUGUUACUGCUGAAGGUACAGCGUUGGUUAAACAAGCAGAAGAUGCUGCUAGCAACAAGAAGGCAGAGAAAAGAGAUGUCAUUGGAUUACAGGAACAGCUUUUUGUCAGGAAAGUAAUCGAGCUUCAUGACAAGUUCAUGGCAUAUGUGAAUGAUUGCUUUUUAAAUCACCCACUCUUCCACAAGGCCCUCAAGGAGGCCUUUGAAAUCUUCUGCAACAAGGGCGUUGCUGGGAGUUCUAGUGCAGAACUUCUUGCUACAUUUUGUGAUAAUAUUCUCAAAAAGGGUGGCAGUGAAAAAUUGAGUGAUGAAGCCAUUGAGGAGACUUUGGAGAAGAUUGUAAAGCUGCUUGCAUAUAUUAGCGACAAGGAUCUAUUUGCUGAAUUCUACAGGAAAAAGCUUGCUCGGCGGCUAUUAUUUGACAAGAGUGCCAAUGAUGAGCAUGAGAGAAGUAUCCUGACAAAGUUGAAGCAACAGUGUGGUGGUCAAUUUACAUCAAAAAUGGAGGGAAUGGUCACAGAUUUAACGCUAGCUAGAGAAAAUCAAACCAGCUUUGAAGAGUAUCUUAGCAAUAAUCAAAAUGCAAGUCCCGGGAUUGAUUUGACUGUUACUGUCUUAACUACUGGUUUCUGGCCAAGUUACAAGUCCUUUGAUCUUAAUCUCCCAGCUGAGAUGGUCAAGUGCGUUGAAGUAUUUAGAGAGUUCUACCAGACCAAAACGAAGCACAGAAAAAUUACGUGGAUAUAUUCUUUGGGUACUUGUAAUAUCAACGGAAAAUUUGAACCAAAAACUAUAGAGCUGAUUGUGACAACCUACCAGGCUGCUGCUCUGCUUUUGUUCAAUUCCUCAGAUAGAUUGAGUUAUCAGGAAAUAAUGACCCAGUUGAAUCUAUCAGAUGACGAUGUUGUUAGGCUGCUUCACUCCCUUUCAUGCGCCAAAUAUAAGAUUCUAAAUAAGGAGCCAAACACCAAAACAGUUUCUUCGACCGAUGUUUUUGAAUUCAACUCCAAGUUUACUGAUAAAAUGAGAAGAAUCAAGAUCCCUCUCCCUCCUGUCGAUGAGAAAAAGAAGGUAAUUGAAGAUGUCGACAAGGACAGACGGUAUGCCAUUGAUGCCUCAAUUGUGCGAAUAAUGAAAAGUAGGAAAGUUUUGGGAUAUCAGCAGUUGGUUAUGGAGUGUGUGGAGCAAUUGGGGCGCAUGUUCAAGCCUGAUGUUAAAGCAAUCAAGAAGAGGAUUGAAGAUUUGAUCACUCGGGACUAUUUGGAGAGGGACAAAGACAAUCCUAACUUGUUCAAAUACUUGGCCUGA